AUGAUAAACAGAGUCUCCGACCUGUUGGGUUACCUGAACCUGCUGUGGACUCCGGAUUGGAAGCACGAUCUGAUCCGAUUAGACAAAUUCGUCCUACCAGAAGACCCCCGGGUCAUCUUCGAAGAGUCGACCACGCAAGUCUUUAAUGAUUCGGCACCCCGCUACCAAGCAAGAUACCAGAAGUGGCCGGUAUAUAUAUUUAACCCCAAGGUGUUUGCAUCGCUCCUCAAUAAAGGUCUCCUAGGGGGAGGGUCUUUGGCCCACAAAGUCCCCGGCAACAUACUCAAGCGGAUGCAGCUUAGAUGGACCAUGGCCAGUAAGAUCUGGUCGGCCGACCACGACUACUACCAGCCUGGGGUCAACGUGCCCAUUUACCGCAUUGCCGGAGUCGAACUGGAGAUGAGCCGCUUUGAAAAGAGAGAGUACCAGCGGGCGUGCCCUAAGAUGCAGCCUUUCUACGCCACCUGCCGGUCCUCCUCCUGGUACUUCGCCACUCCACGAGACCGGAUCGCAGAGGCAGUCACUCGAUCUCUCACCUAUAUAUAUAUAACUUCGGAAUUCCGCGAACAAAUCUUCACAAAGAUGACACCUGGCAAUACAUCUUGGUUCGGCACCCUCGCAGGCGGACUACAAUACGACCUUUGUGCCGACGCCUUCCCGCCGGUAAAGAUAAGCACGAGUACGAGUUGGUACCUACAGCACUAG
Molecule: messenger RNA, 705 nt
Organism: Capronia coronata CBS 617.96
Lineage: Eukaryota; Fungi; Ascomycota; Eurotiomycetes; Chaetothyriales; Herpotrichiellaceae
Exons: 2
Coding region: 1-705 (234 amino acids)
Source: RefSeq, a predicted model, not a curated record